Bursaphelenchus xylophilus (pine wood nematode) is the source of this 1113-nucleotide messenger RNA. NCBI's taxonomy places the organism in Eukaryota, Metazoa, Nematoda, Chromadorea, Rhabditida, Aphelenchoididae. The record is from the annotation of a GenBank genome assembly.
AUGCUCAGUAGACUAGUCAAACCGAGAUCAUUGGCCUUGAUUGGCGGGACUGGCGUGGGAAUUGGAUAUCUGGUCAAUAAUAAUGAAUAUGUCUCCCAUUUAGGGAUUGUUAGGUUCGCUAGGGCUGGAUUAACGGUAUGUCUUGCUUCUUUCUUUAUUGUCUUCUUUAGGCCAGUAAAAUGAUCGUUGAUUAUAAAAUAACAAUGAGAGGAGAUCCAGGAUCAGAAGAAUAUCAGCAGCGAAUGCAUUUAUGCCAUUUGAGAGGGGCGAAUAGGAUCCUGGAGUUGUGUCGUAAUAACGGAGGUGUGUUUAUCAAGGUUGGCCAGCAUGUGGCAUCAUUGCAAUAUCUUUUACCGGAAGAAUACAUAUCGGUAUUGGGUGUCUUACAUUCGAAAGCGCCCUCAAGUGAUAUUAUAGAGAUCAAAAAGGUUUUCGUAGACACAACGGGACGGGAAGUAAGUCUCCAGAUUUAGAACUUAUUCAUUUAGGUAUUAGUUGGAAGAUGUUUUCGAGUAUUUUAACCCUGAGCCUUGUGGAGCGGCUUCUUUGGCACAAGUUCACGAAGCUCGUCUCAAAUCUGGAGAAAGGGUGGCAGUGAAGAUACAGCAUCCAAAAGUGAGGGACAGGUCGGUUAUGGAUGUGGCGACCAUGGAAUUGUUUGCUCGGAUAGCCGAUUAUCUAUUCAGUGACUUCAAAUUAAUGUGGUUGGUGGAUGAGACAAAGAAGAAUCUUCCUAAAGAAUUAGACUUUAUCCAUGAAGCCAAGAACGCCGAGAAGGUUAGGGAGUUGUUCAAACACAUGGAUUUCUUGGAAGUCCCGAAGAUUUAUCUUGAUCUCUGUUCGGAGAAAGUUCUCACGAUGCAAUUCUGUGAAGGUUGUCAGAUCUCAGAUGUGGAUUACUUCAGAACAAAUAAUAUUGAUACGCAUGAUGUAAGUUUACGCUUUUCUGGCUUGAUUGCAUUUAGGUUUGUCGUAAAAUAGGUCGCUUGUACAGUGAGAUGAUCUUCAAGGAUGGUUAUGUUCAUUGUGAUCCCCACCCAGGAAAUGUUCUAGUCAGAAAAGAAGGAAGCAAAACAAAACUGGUCCUUUUAGAUCAUGGACUUUAUUCGGUAA